Molecule: messenger RNA, 2587 nt
Organism: Owenia fusiformis
Lineage: Eukaryota; Metazoa; Annelida; Polychaeta; Sabellida; Oweniidae
Source: the annotation of a GenBank genome assembly
CGAGCGGCAGAUGGCAUGGUUUUCAACUUACAUUUGCUUUGUGUGUGUGCUUUGUACUUUCGGAAGUGAUGAGAUUGGACUUACUAAAAUCAGAGGCAGAAAUUUCGGAAAAUAUGACUGAGGUAGCGAUCCCGCCUUCCCCACCCCAUAAAAGUAGCCCUAGGGGAAAUUCUCAACCUUUUAAAUGUGAAUAUUGCGGUAAGGAAUUUGGCAGAAGGCAGCAUUAUACAGUACAUAGGAGAAUACAUACAGGGGAGAGACCCUACUCAUGCAACUUCUGCUCGAUGCGCUUCAACCAAAUUGGACCAUUGAUAAAACAUAAGCAACGUCAACACGGCAUUAUGCACAAAUCCCCGAAAGAUGUCCCUCUUAGUCGCCUGAAUAUUGACGCUAAUCUUGAAGAUUCGCCUGUAUCAAGUGUCCAGAAGAAGCCCCGCCGCAAACGAAAGGGAUCACCUCAAAGCCUCAGUCUUGCCAUUAAGUACCCUCACAAGGAGCUUAUCGCUACCAUAGCAACCACCAUCCAGGAACAAUUAGCAGAAACUGGCACCACAGAGGGCAGCACUGUCUCAUCCUCCCCACCUCAGUCUGAGAUGGAAUCGGUGUAUUCUGCAGGAGUCUACAUUACAGAUGCCCCUAAGGACGAUUCCCCUCAAUCUGGGGAGGAGGCCGAUCAACAUGAUGACAUCAAUGCCAAUAGAGAUUCCAUUGAGGGUGAAAUGGCUUUAACCAUAAAAGAGGAGAAUGUUAAACAUGAAGACAAUGAAGAAGAACUGUUGAAUCAUGUUUAUGAUUUCUCCCGCUCAGGUGCUGCCUCCCCUGCCUCUUCCCACACCUCGUACGCCAGCAGUAUCGAAGGCCUCACAGACACUGGUUGUGACAUUCCCGAAGAUCUCAGCAUGAAAGGGCACCGCCAACGUAAUGACUCUGGAAGCUCUGGGUUUCAUGAAUCAAAAGACUGUCUUGAUCAAAGUGGUAUAGCUCCUUGCACUUCAGAUUCAGAAAGGGCCAUCACACCAGAAUCAGUUCAUGACAGUGAGACCACAAAUCUUACCAAAGAAAGUACACCUAAACCAAGGUUAACAGAAAAUGAAAAAAUCAAGCGACUUUUUGAGGAAAUCAAAGCUCAAAACUGUAAAUCUCAGGAGCAGAUAAUUGAAUUGCAUAAUCUUCAUCAACAACAGCUGCGUCAGCAAUGGCAGCAGCAACAACAGCAGCUUCAUGGUCUCCAACAGCAGCUUCAACAGCUGCAUCUACAACAGCAACUCCAUGAGCGACUUGGUCAACAGCAGAAUCUUCUCCAUAAACAACAGCUCAAAGCAAAGGAGAACCAAAUCGAGGCUCUCCAGCAGACUGUCGAUCAGCUCCGUAAAGCGCACGCUGAUAUUUUAACCCAACAGCAACAACACCAGAGCCAGCUGGCUGAAUUACAACACUUCUAUCAUGACCAGAUCUCACAACUCAAGUCUAACCACCAAAGACAGAUCCAGUCCCUCCAUGAUCAAAACAGAGCACUCAUGGACAAAUGUAUCUAGGUGUUCCAUAUAAGGAAAUACGUCUUGUUCAACCAUAUAAGGGAUCAAUACGGCAGCAAAAAAGUGUUAUAUUUAUACCGGUUUUUACAAAGGGUAUUUAUGUAUGUUUUUAUAUAACAUUUAUCUGAUAUAACAUAUGCAUGCAUAGGCCUGUUUUCUAUGCUAUUAGAAUUCCAUUUUCAUAUCAUGAUAGCCAUUUCCAUCAACUUGAGCCUGAAAUAUAUUUUUUACAAUUGAGUUGUAAUCGAAAAGCUAAGAAUAUGAUGUCAACUAGAUGCAAUUUUUAAAUUAUAAAACCGCUCAAUUUCUUAAUCUUUGAUAAUGAUAUUUAACUGUAAAGAAGGGAAACCGAUAGUAUGAAGGCUAGGAAAGGAGUAGCGUAGAGUUGUAGACUUUAUAUUAGGACCGAUAUGUAUAUAUUAUGGGCCAGCCUGUAGAAGAUUAGGUGUACAUGCGCCAUGUAUGCAAACUAGGAAGCAUCCUGUAGCCGUACUAUGUAAGCAAGCCUUAGUUAGUUGUAUUAAUGUUAAUAUUGUCCAUUGCAUGAAAAAAAUGUUGUCUCAUAUUACAAGCUUGUAAAUAUUUUAGCUGUAGAUCAUAAUUUAUUGUUCAUUAUUAUAUGUUAUAUGUAUGUAAGAAACCCAUUGCCAAAAACAUACUAGUAGACUGUUAGUUCAUUCAGUUCAUUCAAUUAAAUUGAAUGAUUAUAUAUACCAAGAAUCCAAACUAUUUUAUAUAAGCAAGCAGGGUCUCUAGAAAUCCAUUUCAUGAUGUGUUCAAGUUUUUUUCUAAAGUGUUCAUUUACAAUUAAGAUGUUUUAUAAACAAGUAAAUGUGUUCAGAAGUGCUCACUAACCAUCUAUACGAGUUGGUAUUCUUUUUGAAAUAAUGAGGUACAAACAUAAACCAAAUAACAAGGUUUUUGCAUUGUGUUCAGAAGCAAGUUUAUAAAAGUUCAUAAAACUUUGUACAGUAUUCACAGUGAUUGUGUUCAUAGAGAAGUUUAUGACCAUGCAGUGUUCGUAUCCAUGUUUAUGAACAUUGCAGCAAAUU